UCUAGAUCUAAAUCUAGAAAUCUAGAUCUGCUUCUAGAUUCUAGAUCUAGUUAAUCUAUUUACAAGUAAUUCAAGGAUUGGAUUGGACUCCAUGGCAAUCUUCAAGCUAUUAUGAUAUACUUCCUUAUAGAAAUGUGCUUUUCUCUGACCAUGAUUAUGAAGGAGGAGCUACAUAGAUCUAGAUCUAUAUUCUAUAUAAAAUAUAUAAUGUUAUAAUAUAGUAUUAAGCAUACUUAGACUGAAUUAAGUUAGAAUUAGAUCUAGUUUUACAAAGUAAUGAAAGAUAUGCCUGAUAUGGAGUUUGAAGCUUUUAGUGCUGAAACAAAUUAUGAUUAGACAUGACAUGUAACAUAAAAUAAGAGGACCUCUAAGGUACCAAAGCCAAGUUUAUUGAGAGAAGGAACAAUGGCAGCAAAACAAUUAAAUAUGGAAUUGUUUCCACUCAAAGAAAAUUCUCAGGUUCCAUCUUGCAUUCAUGGACCAGCAUUACUUUUUGAACGUUUAGAUCAAAGCACCAAAAAAGCAAGAAAGUUUUAUGCUUGCUCUGCAUUUAGAGACAGAAAAGAAUGCCCUUUCUUCCAGUGGGUAGAUGAAAAAAUUGAUCAUUCUUCACAGAGUUCUACAAAUAUAUCAUUUUCUCAUAGAUUACUGCGGAAAAGAUAUAUUGAAUUCAAGAAACAACCUAGAAAUAAUCGACAUCUUUGUUGCACCUGUGGGCUCUUGUUGUUGGAAGAUGAAGUUGCUAAGCAUCAGCAGGAAGGACAUUCUUUAAAACAACGAAUAGGACUUAAAGAACUUAAAAGUCCUUCUUUUCUUUUCACUCCGCUUGAUAAUAAUAAAACAUUUGCACAAUAUUUGUUUUCAAAAUCAACUGUUGACUUUUUGUUAAAAACAUUGGAAUAUCUUGAAUUUACACAUAUUUUAUGUGUAGGAACACCAAGAAUACAUGAAGCUAUACAAAAUCUUAAAAAGUCAGAGCAUAAAAUCUUUUCUUCAAUGCUACUUGAUUUAGAUGAGCGCUAUGCUCAGUUUUACCCUCCAGCACUGUUCACCAAAUAUAACAUGUUCAACCAUCAUUUCUUUGCUCCUGAAGGCAGAGAGAAAGUCUCUGAAUUUCUCAAAGAGGGCAAAGAUCAUGUUAUCAUGGUCACUGACCCACCUUUUGGUGGCAUGGUAGAAGCUCUGGCUUCAUCUUUUACUAAACUGUCCUCCAUGUGGAAAGAACAAGCAGAUGAUGGAAUUAAAACUCACAAGGGAGGUGGACUGUUACCCACAAUUUUAUUUUUUCCCUAUUUUAUGGAGAAAAGGAUUUUAGAAGAACUUCCAUCACUUGCCAUGCUGGAUUACAAGGUAGACUAUGAUAACCACAAUCUGUUUAAUGGACAGAACAAAAAGAAAGGUUCCCCAGUCAGAAUUUUUACAAAUAUUUCACAAGUCUUGUUUAGCUUACCUCUACAGGAUGGCUAUUGGUUCUGUGAACCUUGUCAGAGGUUCUCAUCACACGAGAACUGGCAUUGUAAAGAUUGUGGUGCUUGUACAUCUAAAGACGGUACUAAGUAUGUGCACUGUGAUGCAUGCCUCAGGUGUGUUAAACCUUCUCGUGUCCAUUGCUUCAAGUGUGGCACUUGUCAGCUUAUUGACCAUGAGUGUGGGAGGAAAACUGCAGCAGGUUGUCAUUUAUGUGGUGAGCUUGAUCAUAAGAGAAGAGAUUGUCCACACAGAACUGAUAACUAUGGGGAAGAAAUUUUAGUCAACAACAGGAUCCGAAAAAGAAAGAAAAUAUUUUCUCCCACCAUCUCAGGGAAGAGGCACCGAAUGAAAUAAGGAGCUGGGUAUCGCUAUGGCAUGUUUACCAUUUAGUGGGACAUGUUUUCAAGCUGGUCUAGACAACUGGUACAAUCAAACCAGCUGAUCUCUCUUUUGUGUGUUUGACUUCCUGCUAUACAUGGUUGAAUGAUUUUCUAGCUGAUAGAGAACUUGAUGUUUUUAUCUUGGUACUUGUGAAUGAAAUAAGAACUGAGUUGGCGACACUGAAAUAAGAAGCACUUAGUUGGCGACACAUUAUACAUGUUGCCACUGAAUAAUAAAAAAUUUAACUACAAAUGAACAAAUGGUGUUGAUUAAACAGUUUUUAUAAAUGUCAUUGACUCAGUAUAUGUCAAUGUUAAAAUUAUUUAGAAUAAAAUCCAUGUAGCCACAGAUUGGUUGACAUUAUGCUGAAAUUUUUGUUUACUAGUUGUAUACAUUGCAUUGCAUGUGUAAAAAUAUGUCUUAUAGGGUAUUUAAAGAUUUAUGUGUAAAAAUAUGUCUUAUAGGGUAUUUAAAGAUUUAUGUGUAAAAUGUGUAGUAGGCUAUUUAAAGAUCUCUGUGUAUGUUUCUUAAAGUAAUUUCUUUACAAACCUUGCAAUAAAGAUUGUAAUAAUUUUUGUGACAAUAAAUAAUUUAAAGUA
Messenger RNA from Biomphalaria glabrata, 2450 nucleotides. RefSeq names its product rRNA N6-adenosine-methyltransferase ZCCHC4-like. Gene Ontology annotation, molecular function: nucleic acid binding; zinc ion binding; rRNA (adenine-N6-)-methyltransferase activity. The transcript has 13 exons. Bases 406 to 1824 code for a protein of 472 amino acids. Gene Ontology annotation, biological process: rRNA methylation. Lineage: Eukaryota; Metazoa; Mollusca; Gastropoda; Planorbidae. Gene Ontology annotation, cellular component: cytoplasm; nucleolus. The record is from RefSeq and is a predicted model, not a curated record.